CCUUUUAUAGUGAUUCAAACAAAGAGUUUUAUUCAAAGUUAGUCAUUCUGUUGGCAAAGUUGUUAAAUGGGUACUAAAAUUUAUAAUGAAUAAUCGUGUUAUAAACAAAGAUAAUAAAUGAACAACAAACUUAAUAAAGUUUAUGAACUUAGCAGUGAUCUUUACAUAUUGAGUGAUAUGUUCAGAGAUAUAAAAUAAAUAAUGCCUAACCAAAGAACUUUUGAAGACGAUGACAGCUAUUAUGGAGAAAACAUAUAUAAUCAUAAGCGUGGACAAGUAAAUAUACUACAAGACAAAAGCUAUAUAAAGCAUAGACCUGGACAAGAAAGUCUGACACCGCGUAACUACCAAUAUACUAAUGGUAUCUCGUCUAAAAACCGCUUAAAUGAUUACUCUGAGUUUUAUGAACCAGCUCGCAAAAAGACUAACAUUGUACAUAGUCGUUACACGGGGGAUGGACAAAAGCGAACUUUCUACGACACUCCAAGUAGGAACUAUUUAUCACAUGAUUUUUAUAAAAACGAAUACGAUAGAAAAAAACCUCAUAGUAACGCAUUUCAAGAAAAAGUUUACAACAAAUAUAAAAAGCGGAGAUAUGAAACACCAGAAUACAAUAUUGAAAAAAAAAUGCCCCCGAUUGAUUACAGACUACAAGAUCAUCGAUAUCGACAAAGGAGAUUUAGCGAUUCUACUUACGAUCGACAAAAUGGCAGAGACAUGAGAAAUAAUAUUUACAUAGAUAACUAUGCGCAGAAUUUACCAGAACCAACCUUUCAAUACAUUCAAUCAACUGAUUACAGGUACCCUAACCACCAAAACUAUCCGGAUAAAAAAAAAGUUCAUUACACAUUUAGUUCAAAUAAUAAUAAAAGUUUUUAUAAAGAUAAUGAUAGUGUGGCUGUUGCUAAAAUAAGAAGCAAAUCAAAGUUAUGCAUUAUUAUUUUUAACAAUAUUUUUCUGUUGGGAGGCCUUGCAACUGGUUUAGCAUCGUGUAUCAAAGCACCCUGGUGGAGCAAAACAGCUGGAAAUGGUGACCAAUUGUUAAGCAUUGGAUUAUGGGAAACAUGUAAACAAACACUGCCAGAUAAAAGUUGGGAAUGCCACAAAUAUUCAACAGUUUCAUAUGAAAGUCCAUUCAAAAGUAUUAAACUACUGCAAAGCUGUAUGAUUGCCAGUGUUGUAUCAUCUGGAGCUGCAAUAUUGGUAAUGUGUGUUGUAGGAUUUUCUAUCACCAAACAUCCAAAGAUCACUAGAUUGUUAAUUUAUAUUGCAGGAAUUUUAACACUAGGGGCAGCAAUCUUAUAUGGCUUGACAGUUGCAUAUGCAGUAGAUAACAAAAAUCCUGCCAACCUUGUACCAAUCUGGGUAGAAGCUGUUAGUGGAAGUCUAGAGCAUGCAGUAAUGUUUUAUGUUUCUUGUGCUGCUGCAGCUUGUUUGUUUUUAGCGCUUAUCCACAUUGUUGUGCUUUUGUUUAUAAAUGACGAUUAUGACACUGAUCAACAAGAAACACAAUCAACAGAAGAAGACGCAAUAAAGUAUAAAUUUGACAAUCCUGAGUUUGAUGGUAAUUAUAAUUACAAUGUGAAUCAGGAUAAUAGAGAAAUUAAGCAACAAUUUGAGUUACAUGAGCUUCAAAAGUCUCCUAAACUAGUAACAAACCUCAAACAAAAACAACAGUCUUUAGCAGAACCUGUGGAGCUCUCUGGGGUCAGUUCAAAGUACUUAGUUCAUAAUGGGAAAACCCACCAGCACCCAUUCAAUGACCGUCAGUACCCAUUCAAUGACCGCUACACAGAUGUCAAUGAAGGAUACAAUCAUAGUAUUAAUGAUGUCAAUGAAGGAUACAUCCAAGAACAAAACUUAAAAAUAGUUGGUGUAAAAAAAAAACACUCGUUGCCCAAUAUUUUAAAUGAAAACUAUAAUGCUGAAAAUUAUCCAAGGCAGUUUAUAAACAGUGUCCCCACGCCAGCUGUUUAUAUGUAUAAAAAUACAGAAACUGAUUUUAAAAAUAAUGUCUCUUACAAAAAAAACAUUGUAACUCAGCAAUCUCUUGAUUAUGAGACAUACUUUAAUAAUCCAUACUGAAAGGUAAGUAAUACUUCAGAUCGCGUCUGCAACAACCCAAGGACAACCCAAAUGUUAAAGUAGAUUUGUGAUAAAAAUACGACAAAUCAAACUCAAUAAAAAAAAACGACAAACCAAACUCGAUAAAAAUAUGACUAACUUAUAAUAAAAACUGUUAAACAUAAAAUUUAUUUAAAAUCAGAUGCUAAUCAGAGCCUAAACCUUUUUUUAGGUUGUUCAAUUUCGAAAUUGCACAAAGUAAACUUUGUUGACACCUGGUUGACAACUAGUUUAUUUUUUUUAUUGCUAAAAACUAUAUUAGUGUUUUCCUAUUUUAUUAAUCUGAAAUUUUGUCCAGAGUAAUAAUUUUUAUACAGUUUUAUAGAUGUAUAUACGACGUUUAUAUUUUUCUUGUGUUUCUAUUAUAAAUUAAUUCUAACCUGACUCAAAUCCGA
This is a messenger RNA of Hydra vulgaris (swiftwater hydra), 2519 nucleotides long. RefSeq lists its product as uncharacterized. Gene Ontology annotation, cellular component: membrane. The record is from RefSeq and is a predicted model, not a curated record. NCBI's taxonomy places the organism in Eukaryota, Metazoa, Cnidaria, Hydrozoa, Anthoathecata, Hydridae.